This is a messenger RNA of Penicillium argentinense, 1644 nucleotides long. Its product is annotated as Arginine permease CAN1. The record is from RefSeq and is a predicted model, not a curated record. Gene Ontology annotation, molecular function: amino acid transmembrane transporter activity. Lineage: Eukaryota; Fungi; Ascomycota; Eurotiomycetes; Eurotiales; Aspergillaceae. Bases 1 to 1644 code for a protein of 547 amino acids. Gene Ontology annotation, biological process: amino acid transmembrane transport. Gene Ontology annotation, cellular component: membrane. The transcript is spliced from 2 exons.
AUGGCCGCUGAAGUGGAGAAAGACGAUACGACCAUGGCCAAGAGCAACCCGACGUUUCUCAGGUCCGGCAGCGACACCGACCAGGAUGCUCCGAUCGCCGGAGAACCCAGACGCGAGCCGGAAUUGAAGCGCAAGUUGAAGAGUAGACACUUGCAUAUGAUUGCAAUUGGUGGAACCAUUGGCACUGGCCUGUUCAUCGGAAGUGGAACUGCCCUGGCCCAUUCGGGGCCCGUUGGUGCCCUGAUUGCAUACAUCUUCAUCGGCACGAUAGUAUUCUCCGUCAUGACCUCGCUCGGCGAGAUUGCAACCUACCUCCCCAUCUCCGGCGCAUUCACCUCGUAUGCCACCCGCCUGGUCGACCCCAGUCUGGGCUUUGCCAUGGGAUGGCUCUAUUGGUUCUCCUGGGCCAUCACAUUCGCCCUCGAACUAACCGCCACCGGCUUGAUCAUCCAAUACUGGGAUAGUUCGAUCCCAGUUUCGAUAUUCAUCGCAAUCUUCUGGGUGUUGAUGACUGCGCUGAAUAUGCUCCCCGUGAAUUUCUAUGGUGAGCUAGAGUUCUGGUUUUCGAGUAUCAAGGUCUUCACGGUCAUUGGAUUCAUGAUAUUUGCGAUAUGCAUUGACGCCGGCGCCGGUGACCAGGGCUACCUUGGUUUCCACAAUUGGGUCCACCCUGGGCCCUUUGCGGACUACCUGAUCACCCCAGGACCAACAGCCAAGUUUGUGGGCUUUUGGGCAGUCUUGAUCCAGGCCGGUUUCUCAUGCCAGGGUACUGAACUGGUUGGUGUGGCGGCAGGCGAGACUGAGAACCCGCGUAAAACAAUUCCCAGAGCGAUCAAGACCACGUUCAUCCGAAUCAUUCUGUUUUUCGUCCUCACAGUCUUCUUUAUCGGUCUUCUCGUGCCGUCUGACAAUGAAGACCUUCUCUCAGAUUCAUCAAAUGCAACAGCGUCGCCGUUCGUCAUUGCCGCGAAAUUAGCCGGUGUCAAGGUACUGCCCUCAAUCAUCAACGCGGUUCUUUUGACUGUUGUUCUAUCAGCCGCAAAUUCAAACAUCUAUAGCGGCAGUCGCAUUCUCGUCGGCCUGGCAAAUGAAGGGUUCGCCUUCUCUUUCUUCACAAAGACCACCAAGGGUGGCGUGCCGUUCAUUGGGGUCUUCCUCACGUCGGCCAUCGGCCUGUUGGGUUUCUUGAAUGUUUCAAAUUCAGGUGCAACAGUGUUCAAUUGGUUGUUGAAUAUCUCAGCCGUUGCGGGAUUCAUAGCCUGGGCUACUCUGAACACCUGCCACAUUGCCUUUAUGCGGGCUUUGAAGGCCCGCAAGAUUAGCCGAGAUGUUCUUCCUUACAAAGCACCCUUGCAGCCAUAUCUCGCCUGGUAUGGGCUUGUGGUCAACAUCGUUAUCAUAUUCACUCAGGGUUUCACGUCCUGGAUCCCUUCUUUCAGCGUUGAAAGCUUCUUCGUGGCAUAUAUCAGUCUGAUUCUGUUUGCGAUUCUGUGGAUUGGCCAUAAGAUUAUCUUCCGCGAUGCGUUUGUUUCUCCCUUGCAAGCGGACCUUGAUACUGGCCGCAUUGAGAUCGAGAAUGAGCAUUGGGAAGUCACUAUGCCGACCACUUGGUAUGGUAAGGUUUGGUAUAUGAUUGCUGGUUGA